Messenger RNA from Lates calcarifer (barramundi perch), 8273 nucleotides. Its product is annotated as Na(+)/H(+) exchanger beta-like. The record is from RefSeq and is a predicted model, not a curated record. NCBI's taxonomy places the organism in Eukaryota, Metazoa, Chordata, Actinopteri, Centropomidae. Gene Ontology annotation, cellular component: membrane. Gene Ontology annotation, molecular function: sodium:proton antiporter activity. Gene Ontology annotation, biological process: regulation of pH; proton transmembrane transport; sodium ion transport.
AUUAUUGCAUUUUAUUUUUUUUAUUACUAUUUACAACCAAAACUGACAAAGUUAAGACAUUUAUAAUGAAUUAUUGUUCAUAUUUAUAGUACAUUUACUGUAUAUUUCCAGUGUCUGUAGAUAUUGAAGUGAAUUGGCAGCAAAUGCAGACAUGAGGUCACUUGAUGCGCAUAAUCAGCACCUUGUAGUCUAGUCCACCUCCCAGCCUCCUUAUAUAGACACACACACAGUUGCAGUAACAUAGUUGGCCUUUGUGUGUUUUUUCAACACGUCUGAUGCACAGUACAGCUGUUAAUCCUCUGAAAUCUAGUGAUCAUUAAGUGCACUGAGCAAAACUGUUGCAACAAAGUAGUUUUUAUGACCUUAAAGUCGGAGUUUAUUCUGAAAAAAAGAUAAUAUGCUUAUGGGGUAAACACAGUUUAAAAGGUGGUUAAUAACGUUAAUAAUGUAGACAGUCUGCAAAAACCUGACUCCAGAGGGUUAAAAUUCAUAUAAAUUAAAUGAAUAAAACAGAAUGAACCCAACAUGAAGGCAUUUUAAGAUGGAGAAUUUAACUAAUAUCAAAAGUAAUGAAAGAAUUUCAUUUGUAAGCUCUAAACAUUUUUCUAAUGCACUGUUGUUUUCCCCAUUUUCCCCUUUUCUCCCAACAACGUUCUCAUAAUUAAAACUAUGACUGCAAUGCUCAGAUAUGUUUCUAUGCAUUUGUUAUCCAACAUGCUGCAUGUCCUCUGUAAAACCAGUGGAGCUGCAUGAACAGUGCGACCCUGAACAAUCACUGUGGCAUCAUGGAAACAGAGGCCUUAUGUAACAUCACAAUAACAACUACACUAAAUUAAUUUAAAUAUUAAGACAAUUUGCAGUCUAAUUAUGUCCAGUAGAGGUUAAUGCUCUCAUCAGAUUGUUGUGUUUGGCAGCUUUAUCCCUUCAAAGGUUUAUUUUGUACAGUUGGGACAAAGUAUUUUCUCUUUACUGUUUUUUGGGUUACAUAAGUCACUGCAGCGCAUUACCACACAUGUUCCUUCAAGCGUGCAACAUGCUGCACAGAGCCACUUCUUGUCUCACCCAUUUUACUGGCUGGAUGACCAAAUCAUCUCUGACAGGCCGGAGCUUUUCAUGCAGCUUUGUGAGUGAGUGUGUGUGAGUGAGUGUGUGUGAGUGAGUGUGGACUGGGACUUCACAAAAGAGCAGGGACACACAGGAGCCUCUUCAGUACGACAGGCUACCGCUGUUUGUUCAGGCUGCCGGGGGGCUUCACAUGGUGUCAGUCUGCCGAGCUGCCGCUGCAGCCGUCGAUGAAGCUGAGGGAGAGCGUGGGUGCUGGUUCUGGAUCUCUGCUGGGUGCUGAUCAACUCCCCGAGGACUCGAUAACUUCAAAUUGAAGGUUGAGAAGCUCCAGCAGCAGAAAUGAUCAUCAGACUGGGAAGACUGACACCAGGAUACUUCCGUCUCCUCCAGCGGCAGGUGUCAGGUGAGGUCCGGAUGCAGCCACAGAGCAGCUUCAUCGAUCCCAUCGCCGUGAUGAUGGCCACAGUGGGGACGGGAGUGUCUCUGUACAGCGCCAGACAGAUGGCAGAGAGGGUCCAGCUGAAACACCCACACGCCUGGGAUCAGUAACAAGUCCUCACCCGUCAGAGCAGCUCCACAGGGAGGUUUGACCGAUUGUUUGUACGACAGACUGUUUGUUUGUGAAAGUCGGAGAAGGUUUGUGAUGCAGGAGGUUGAAAGAGUUUGUGUGUUUGUGGUGUCACUGGAAGGAAAAUCUAAGUGUCUCAAGAGGAAAGUGUGAGUCUUUGUUCAAUGUCAACAGGAAGAUUUGUCAUUUGUUAAACCAAUUUACACCUUUUAUUUUGCAAUCACAACAUUUAUAAGCAAAUAUAAAUGAGCCACUCUGCUUAGUUUGUGCAGGUUACCUUUAAGUGACUGUAUUUUAAUGCAAUAAAUGAGCGUAUCACUUUUCAACAAGCAUCUCAGCAUUGUAGUUUGACCUGCAGCUGUUAAUAUUUCCUGCAUUUUAUAGAACAACAAAAUGCAAUAACCAUAGAAAAUCAAACAAAAAUGAUAAUGUAGAAUAAUCUCACAGCAGUCAGCUUAUUGUACUGAUUAAUAUUAGUCACAAAUUUUUCCUUCAAAAUAUUUCAGUUUGGUCUUUAGGAUUGUUGUACUGUGGCACCUUAAUGUCUUGAAUUUAGAAGCAGGUUCACCACUUGUAGUAUUUAUUAUGUGAUAGACAGAAUCUAAGCAGCCAAAGGGCACCAUCAGGGCAUUUUUAGGUUACUAAAUUAUUAUAAGUUUUAUUUAAUACCUGUACCAGAUUUAUUAAAGAAAAUGUCUGUAAAUGUAAAAUACAGUACAUUCUAAUUGUUCACUUUAUAUAAUCACAAAUUUGGUAAUUUGAAUAAACGGUGUUCACAUUUUCAACAUGUGGUGAUUUCUACACAGUGAUGUCUCAAAUGUUUUUUUUUCAGUAACUGGUUCUCAGGCUUCAUUCAAAAGGUCCGUGGGAAACAGAAAUUGUCGGGUGACUGCACAAACUGUACAGAGUGAUUCAUGUGAAUGAAACUAACACAGGGGAAGUGAUUUUACUGUGAGCCUCUGUGACAUGAAUGAGAUGUUGAGAUAAAAGUCAACAUGUUCUUUCCCUGAGGACUGAAUUCCCCUGUCUUGUUUUAAUUAGUCUACAUGUAUAGGCUGUAUAUAGUGUGUUUUUCCUCUGCUCAAGGGUCUUUAAAAAUUGUUUGUACCAUAAAUGAAUAAUUCAGGACUGGUUCAGUCUGUUUUGGGGCCCUAAGAAGAAUUUAAUAACCUUAUAAAUGUGCAUGGUAACAAUUAACUACAAUUUGUUAUGAACAGUAAAGUUACUCAGAGAUUAUCAUGAACUAGUAAAACUUAAAGCAGUCAGUAUCUAACAUUAGACCAAAAACAAAGUUAAAGGAGGUUGACUAUUGGAGUUAUAUUUAUCAAGUGAACACAAAUAAUAAUAAUAAUAAUGUUGUUGGGAGAGUAAAUAAACUGAAUUUUGCCAUACUGAGUGAGUUUUCUUACCAAAAAAGCAUUCUGUUAUAGCACCCACAAAUCCCAAUAUAUGUGACAACUUAAAGGAUAUUUACAUUUUGAGUAUUCGGUAGCACUGCAACAGUGUAUCUGUGAAUACUCAUGUUUUUACGGCUUUUCAUAGCGGUCAGACAAAAACAGCCUGUACAUGUAUGUCUCCAUCUGCCUGUUUUGGCCAGACAGCAGCCAGAAGAGGAGCUUUAACAGUGUGAGUGUAACAGCCAUGGUUGUUGGUUUUACUAAUUCUUCUCUGCUGGAGUGUGACAGACACAAAGAGAGUGUGUGAGCAGUGAACCCACUGUUAAUUCUGAAAUCUAACACAGAAAGCUGUUUCAAAUAACAACUUUCCCUCAGUGUGAAUUAGGCACUAAAUGGGAAAUACAAGGCUAAACAGAGCCAUCUCAAGAUCUUUUAUUUAUUAACUCAUUAGCUUCAUAAAUACUAAACAAAGAUUUUCAGUCAGGAACUGAGAACUGUCUCUUGAUUCUUCUUCAUCAGCAAACAAACCUGCUCAGUUCAGGCAUCUGAAUCAAAAGUAAACAGUGAAGCAUGACUUGAUGGCAGGCACUGGACUUUUUUAUUGUUGUAAUGGCACUGAUGAGGAUCUGAAUACUUCCUCCGCUUCUGACCACAACUUUAAGGUAAAAUGUAACUGUACUCAAGUAAGUUACUUGUGGAUCCUGGUGGUCUGCUGGUGGUGGUGGUCCUCCACUCCAGCAGAUGUCACUUUAACGCUGACUAAUCCCUGGAUGAGCUGCGUGUUAAAGUAGAGAGAAAAGAGCAGCGAGAGAGAGAUUUCUGUCUGAUGGAUUCUGACACUUGAUGGGAGUUCUCAGAGUCACGAAUGAGGAGGAAACAAGCCGGGAUAAAGCACACGACAACCCACCUCGGUUUACAUCAUCUCCGCAGACGAGUAAGAGGCGUGAUGUUAUUUUAAAACCUCCACCCACUGAUGACAGGAGCUUUUUUGGCAACAUAAACCGAUGUUUGUUCUUCUCCAACUGUGCGUAAUUUAAAGAUGCCCAGAGAGAUUGCGCGUAAAAGUGUGCGCUCCUCUGUGGCGCACCACGCUUGCUUAAUGUCAUAUCUUCAUCCUCAUCUUCAUCGGAUCUAGAGGCGAGCAGGAGCAGAACAUCCGUCAAAACCACCUGAAAAUGGCUGUGCUCCGUCUCACCCGGAGCAGCUCCGGUCCGCGUCUGACCGAGUUCAUUUGCGUUUUAUUGCUCGUUCUCGUCUCCGUUGCCUCUGCGAGUCGUGAUGUUGUUCCGGGAAGCAACGAGACGUGGGGAAAUCCAGCCCGGGCGACACAGGACGACCCGCAUCACCAAACUAACUCCACCGGUCAUAAAAAGGCUUUCCCCGUCCUCUCCUUCCAUUACGAAGAAGUUAAGAAGCCCCUUGAGAUCUCUCUGUGGAUCCUCCUGGCCCUGCUGAUGAAACUUGGUUUUCACAUUAUUCCCAGAGUCUCAAACGUCGUCCCAGAGAGCUGUCUGCUGAUUUUCGUUGGUCUGCUGGUUGGCGGCAUCAUCAAAGCCAUCGGAGGGGAAGCCCCCGGCCUCGAUGCCAAGCUCUUCUUCUACUACCUGCUGCCUCCCAUUAUCCUCGAUGCCGGCUACUUCCUGCCCAUCCGACCCUUCACAGAGAACUUGGGCACCAUCCUGGUGUUCGCGGUGGUGGGUACGCUGUGGAACGCCUUCUUCAUCGGCGGGAUGAUGUAUGGCGUGUGUCAGAUUGAGGGGACUCAGCUUGGGCAGGUGGACCUGCUGUCCUGCCUGCUGUUUGGCUCCAUCAUCUCGGCCGUGGACCCCGUGGCCGUCCUGGCCGUGUUCGAGGAGAUCCACAUCAACGAGCUGCUGCACAUCCUCGUGUUCGGGGAGUCGCUCCUCAACGACGCCGUCACUGUGGUGCUGUAUCACCUGUUCAAGGAGUUUGCCCAUGCAGGAACUGUGACUGUGGCCGACGCCUUCCUCGGCGUGGUCUGUUUCUUCGUGGUUUCUCUGGGAGGCAUCAUGGUGGGAGCCAUCUACGGCAUCCUGGGCGCCUUCACUUCCCGCUUCACCGCUCACACUCGUGUCAUCGAGCCCCUGUUUGUUUUCCUCUACAGCUACAUGGCUUACCUCUCUGCAGAGGUCUUCCACCUGUCAGGCAUCAUGUCGUUGAUAGCGUGUGGUGUGGUAAUGCGGCCGUACGUGGAGGCUAACAUCUCCCACAAGUCCUACACCACCAUCAAAUACUUCCUGAAGAUGUGGAGCAGCGUCAGUGAGACGCUUAUCUUCAUCUUCCUCGGUGUCUCCACAGUGGCAGGUCCUCACGCCUGGAACUGGACCUUCGUCAUUGUCACCGUCAUCCUCUGUUUAGUGUCAAGAGUGCUGGGUGUCAUCGGUCUCACCUACAUCAUCAAUAAAUUCCGUAUUGUAAAGUUGACCAAAAAGGACCAGUUCAUCGUGGCCUACGGUGGCCUGCGAGGUGCCAUAGCCUUCUCACUGGGGUUCCUGCUGACCGACAGCGACAUGAAGAACUUGUUCCUCACCGCCAUCAUCACAGUCAUCUUCUUCACCGUCUUUGUGCAGGGAAUGACGAUCAGGCCUCUGGUGGAGCUUCUGGCGGUGAAGAAGAAGAAGGAGAGCAAAGGAUCAAUUAAUGAGGAGAUUCACACACAGUUCCUGGAUCAUCUCCUCACAGGAAUUGAAGACAUCUGUGGUCAUUAUGGACACCAUCACUGGAAAGACAAGCUAAACCGCUUCAAUAAGGCGUACGUGAAGAGAUGGCUGAUCAGAGGUGAACGCUCCACCGAGCCUCAGCUCAUCUCCUUCUACAACAAGAUGGAGAUGAAACAGGCCAUGAUGCUGGUGGAGAGCGGGAGCGCCGCCAAGCUGCCCACAAUUGUGUCGUCCGUCUCCAUGCAGAACAUUCAGACAAAAGGACCGGCCAGACGUCGGGCGAUACCAAGCAUCUCCAAGAGUCGUGAGGAAGAGAUCAGGAAGAUCCUUCGAGCCAACCUGCAGAAGACCAGACAGAGGCUUCGCUCCUACAGCAGACAUGACCUGCUGAUUGACCCGUUUGAGGACGUGAGUGAGGUUCGCUUCAGGAAGCAGAGAGUGGAGAUGGAGAGGAGGAUGAGUCACUACCUCACUGUUCCUGCAAAAAGCCAGGAAACACCGCCAGUGAGAAAAGUCUGCUUUGAAUCAGAACACCAGAUUUACACUUACGAUGACAGUGAGAGCCCCAGAGGUUCAGCCCAGGCGUCUCGACCACAUCCCAGCUCUCCUGAUGCCGUCAGCCUGUUGGACGAAUCACCGCAGAGGCCCAGUCAGAGGGGAGCGCUGCGAACUAGAGGCGAUGCCGAGGUAAGGGCGAAAGCACCAGACGACAAGGAAGAACAGGACCAACUGAAACUAUCACGCUGCCUUAGUGACCCCGGUCCGAAGAAGGACGAGGAAGAGGACGGCUCCUUCCUGUCGUGAUGAAGCACGUUUACAGGACUUGAUAGCAGAGGACGUAUUCUCCUCCUCACGAUCUACUCUUGUUAUCAGUGAUGAUCCCUGAAUGAAUGAGUUAUAGCAAAGCUUGAUAUUUAUAAUUCAGUAUUAUUUUUUAUGUUUUUGUGAUAUGGAAUCAUGCAAAUUGUUUUUCCAUUAUUAUGGAUGUGUAUUCAUCAUAUAAUAUGAUUUUAUCAUACUUAUUACCAAAGCAUGCGCCACUGGCCGUUUGCUGUUUCAGUAUCAUGCGACUGAAAUGAGCCACAUGUCCACAGUUUGUAUCUUAACAUGCAGACUUGCAAAAAAAAAAACUUAGCACUUGAUUUACCAAACUUGAAGCACCAGAUGGGUGGAGUUUACCCCUUCAAAGCACAGACUAAGGUACGACACAAAGUAGAGCCCGACCAGUAAAUCACCAGGUAUAUCGGAGAUAUGUCAGUGGUGUCUGUCUGGUCCAGACUGAAAUAUUGUAACAAAUCCCGAACGGACUGCUGUGAGAUUUUGUACAAAUAUUCAUGGUCCCCGCAGGAUGAAUCCUGCUGAAUUAGAUGAUUUUCGGAGAUUUCCUGUAGCACCACCGUGAGGCUCAUGUGUGUGCUUUUAAGUGAAAGGUCUUGAGGACCACUUAGUGGACUGUAAAGUGUUCUGUUCUAUACAUAUAUUGGUCAAACCUCUUUUUGAAAAAAAGAACUUUAAAGAUUUCAUAUCAACAGUGGUUGUUUACGUGACCAAUAUACAUAAUUAUUAAAUAUUUAAAGGAGCUAUAUGUAAGUUUUUACUAAUUACUAUUUCAGUAUCAAACUUCAUUCUUUUACCUGCCAAGAGCUGCCUCCAACAGUGGAAACCACCCCCAAUGUUAACUGUUCUGGCUCUAGUUCUGCCUCAUCUUCUACUGAAGUUGGCAUGCUAACCAGCUUUCAGUAGCAACUCACUGUAGCAUCCAGACAACCCUGAAGAAGUAGCGCCAGAAAACUUACAUAAAGCUACUUUAAAACUCAAACAUCAACACUGGUAUCUGCCUCAAAAAUCCUCACUGCCCGGGCUUUACUAUGAAUACUAGAAGACGGAAUAACUUCCUGUGAAGUCAACACUGUUUGUUUAAAAAGAAAGCACCAAUCUGCUGAUCCAAGAACGUUAAGAUGAUUUAAGAAGUCAAGAAGAAACUGCCAGUAUUGAUUUAUACAUUUGACCGAUGUCUGUGAACAUGCUUUGCACUGUUUGUCUUUACAAAUGUCGCUGCGUGACUGGUUAGUGUUUUCUCAGGGACUGCAACACGGCACAGUAUUAACAGAUGCCCUCUGCAGAAAGAAAAUAAGUGUUUCUGUCCAAAAUGUGCUCCACAGUGAUCUAAUAGUAAAGUGUUUAUAAGCUAAAGUGUUUUGACUGCUAAGAGCUUCAGAUGCAUUCCCACAGUAAUCGUAGUGAACAGGGUGUUACGUGUUUGAAACGAAGCUCUACAUAUCUGUGUCACUGUUAACUGAGCGUGCUUCUUAUUGGGAGGUUAAAGAGAUUGAAUCAACUUUUCAUAUCUGCACUGCACAGCUCUUGACUGCCUGAGCUUUUCUGCUGCCUGCACAUGUUUGCCUUAAAGAUGUUUUUGCUUUUUGUGUGUUUGCCAGUUGAAGUAUUUUUUGUAUGUUGGAAGAAGAAAAAUGUGUUGAAGUCGUUAAUAUUUGUCGAAUGAAGAAAAGCUUUAAUUCCUGUCUGUAAUAAAGGUUUGUCAUUGUCGACGUUCAGGAAUAA